Sinocyclocheilus rhinocerous is the source of this 1724-nucleotide messenger RNA. RefSeq names its product LIM/homeobox protein Lhx6-like. Lineage: Eukaryota; Metazoa; Chordata; Actinopteri; Cypriniformes; Cyprinidae. The record is from RefSeq and is a predicted model, not a curated record. Gene Ontology annotation, biological process: neuron differentiation; forebrain neuron development; regulation of transcription by RNA polymerase II. The transcript has 8 exons. Bases 107 to 1051 code for a protein of 314 amino acids. Gene Ontology annotation, molecular function: RNA polymerase II transcription regulatory region sequence-specific DNA binding; DNA-binding transcription factor activity, RNA polymerase II-specific. Gene Ontology annotation, cellular component: nucleus.
UUGGAAAAAUGAGGCUUUGGCCCCUCUAUCAGAGGGAAAUCAGUUUUUAUCCGAAGGAAUUCCCUCAAAACAGUCACAGUCUGACGGAGAAUCUCACAGGUCUAAUAUGGAGAAAGAGGACCCUCGCUCUUCGCCCAGUCCGCCCUCGACGCCGUCCGUCUGCUCGCCCAUCUCCAGCGCCUCCUCCGUGCCGUCCACCGGGAAGAACGUGUGCGCGAGCUGCGGCCUCGAGAUCCUGGACAGAUAUCUGCUCAAGGUUAAUAAUCUGAUCUGGCACGUGAGGUGUCUGGAGUGUUCCGUUUGCAGGACGUCACUACGUCAACACAGCAGCUGCUACAUCAAAAAUAAGGAAAUCUUCUGUAAAGUGGAUUAUUUCAGUAGGUUUGGUACAAAGUGUGCCCGCUGUGGCCGGCAGAUCUACGCCAGCGACUGGGUACGGCGAGCCAGAGGCAAUGCCUACCAUCUGGCCUGCUUCGCCUGCUUCUCCUGCAAACGGCAGCUGUCCACAGGCGAGGAGUUCGGGCUGGUGGAGGAGAAAGUACUUUGUCGGAUCCAUUACGACACAAUGGUGGAGAACCUGAAACGGGCCGCUGAGAGCGGAAGCGGACUCACUCUGGAGGGGGCGGUGCCGUCAGAACAGGACAGUCAACCAAAACCGGCCAAAAGGGCACGAACGUCCUUCACUGCAGAACAGCUGCAGGUAAUGCAGGCGCAGUUUGCACAGGACAACAACCCUGACGCUCAGACCCUGCAGAAGUUGGCAGACAUGACAGGACUGAGUAGACGAGUCAUACAGGUUUGGUUUCAAAACUGCAGAGCGAGGCAUAAAAAGCACACUCCCCAGCACAGCGGCCCACCUCAAGCUCACCCGCAGGCCCGCAUGCCCCCAUCGCUGCCCGACGAGCUGCAUUACUCCCCUUUCGGCAGUCCUGAGAGAGCACGCAUGGUGGCCCUGCACGGGUACAUCGAAAGUCAUCCGUUCUCGAUGCUCACCACACAGAGCCUCCCUCAUCAGGCCAUGACGUUGCCGCAGCUCCCUCUCAGCCGCUAACGCCCCCGCCUCGCACUGACCCCUGACCUCCUGCUCCAAACCUCCGUCCCCCAGCGCCGACCCCAGAGGUCGGAUCUGGCUGAAGGAGAGGGGCACGGUCCCUCUUGUUCUUGACCUCUGAACUCGCAAAGAGAGAGACUGUUUCCUCUCUGGUUUCAUUGGACAGGAUUUACUCACCUGCAUCUAGUCACUCUCGGUUAAGGAAAACCGCAUACGUGACCUGUGGAUUUAGGACUUUGUCACCAAGACCAGGAUCUGGACUUUUGGACAAAGAGAAAAGACUCGAGCACACACUGUAAAAGACUAGCGCUCUUUGUGCGUCCUCUCUUCUGAUAAUCUCAUCUGACUCUGAAUGCAAACAAAAGGAAUGUAAAGUUACCAGCAUCAGUGUUAAACAUUUAGAUUGAAAAAGGCAAAAGCACAAAAGAUGUGGAUGGGAAAUAAAUGGCAUAGAACCAGGUGGUAAGACAAAUUUUCUCUCUCUUUUUCCUUGCCGAAAUACGCCACGAUUGAAAUCUGUACUAAGCCACUGAAACGAAUUUAUGCCACGGUUCAGUUCACUAUUCCUUGCUUUCUUGUUCUAACACCCGUUUGCAAAGCAUAUGUGUUUUCUUGGGCCUAAAAAGCCAGCAGUCUUGAUUUGUCCACAGAUUUCACUUUAAAAAUAAUCGUA